CUACCCGUGGCUUUACGGCCGUAAUCUUAAUGGUCUGAAUGGGUGUUGCCAUCUGUUACUCUUCAGCUGACUUGUCGCACAACUUCGGGGCUCUUCGUGUGCCAAAGGCCGCGCCGCGAAGUCUUUAGGAAAACCCUGUCUGGGUCUGGCACCUCCUGCUUCCUGCUCAAACAGUGGAGAUGACUUGAAAACACCAGGACUUACCGUUCAGGAUGCUCCAAAUCAUUACAGGGUGUGGAUGGAGGUCAUACUCUAGUAAACCUGCUCAAAACUUACAUAUAGGCAAAUCUGGAGCUGGCUUUAGCUUUGAACUUACUGAUGAACAGAAAGAGUUUCAAGCUACUGCUCAUAAAUUUGCUGUGGAGGAAAUUAUUCCUGUUGCUGCAAAAUAUGACAAAACUGGAGAGUAUCCUCUUCCACUUAUAAAACGGGCUUGGGAACUUGGUCUUAUGAAUUCACACAUACCAGAAAGCUGUGGUGGUCUUGGUCUUGGCAGUUUUGAAGCAUGCCUUAUUACGGAAGAGUUAGCUUAUGGAUGUACAGGGGUUCAAACUGCCAUUGAAGCAAAUUCCUUAGGGCAAAUGCCAGUAAUCAUUGCAGGAAAUGAGCAUCAGCAGAAAAAAUAUUUAGGAAGAAUGACAGAGGAGCCAAUGAUGUGUGCUUACUGUGUAACAGAGCCUGGAGCAGGCUCUGAUGUGGCUGGUAUAAAAACAAAGGCUGAGAAGAAAGGAGAUGAAUAUGUUAUUAAUGGUCAGAAGAUGUGGAUCACAAAUGGUGGCAAAGCAAACUGGUAUUUUUUGCUAGCUCGUACUAAUCCAGAUCCAAAAGCUCCUGCAAGCAAAGCCUUUACUGGAUUCAUUGUGGAAGCAGAUAGCCCUGGAAUCCAAAUUGGAAGAAAGGAAAUGAAUAUGGGUCAACGCUGCUCAGAUACAAGAGGUAUUGUCUUCGAAGAUGUGAGAGUCCCAAAAGAAAACAUAUUAAUAGCUGAGGGAGCUGGCUUUAAAAUCGCAAUGGGAGCUUUUGAUAAGACCAGACCACCCGUAGCAGCUGGUGCUGUUGGAUUAGCAAAAAGAGCACUUGAUGAAGCUACUAGAUACGCUUUGGAGAGAAAAACCUUUGGGAAAGCAAUUGUUGAACACCAAGCAGUGUCUUUCCUGCUUGCUGAAAUGGCAAUGAAAGUGGAACUUGCUAGGAUGGCUUACCAGAGAGCUGCAUGGGAAAUUGAUGCUGGUCGAAGGAAUACCUACUACGCUUCCAUUGCAAAGGCAUUUGCUGGUGACAUUGCAAACCAAGUAGCUACAGAUGCAGUACAGAUUUUUGGAGGAAAUGGAUUUAAUACUGAAUAUCCUGUAGAAAAACUAAUGAGAGAUGCUAAAAUCUACCAGAUUUAUGAGGGAACUGCUCAAAUUCAAAGGCUGAUCAUAGCUCGUGAACAUGUUAGCAAAUUUAAGGCUUAAAGAAAUGCAUGAAGUGUGUCUGGCACUGCCGUAGUGUUCUGUCUUCUCAUGGAAGAAGAUUUUAGUGCGUUUCUCAACAGAAUUAAAAAGGCAUGGAGAAAAAAACCCCCAACUUUCUUUCAAAGUCUUUUUAUUCUGUACAUUAUUAAGUACUACUUCUGUUCUCCCUGUCCAGUCCCUCACUUCAUUCCUAACUAACAGAGCAGGUAUUUUCUAAACAUUCUGAAUUCCAUGCAACGUUUUCUCACUAUAAAAUUAGAUUAUCACAAUGUUACUUUUGAUAGUCAUUGCUGCAUUCUAAUAAAAAUUUUUUAAGAGAA
This is a messenger RNA of Gavia stellata (red-throated loon), 1777 nucleotides long. It is a transcript of the gene ACADM, whose product is annotated as acyl-CoA dehydrogenase medium chain. The transcript is spliced from 12 exons. Gene Ontology annotation, molecular function: flavin adenine dinucleotide binding; medium-chain fatty acyl-CoA dehydrogenase activity. Gene Ontology annotation, cellular component: mitochondrion. The coding region runs from base 213 to 1457 and encodes 414 amino acids. The record is from RefSeq and is a predicted model, not a curated record. Lineage: Eukaryota; Metazoa; Chordata; Aves; Gaviiformes; Gaviidae. Gene Ontology annotation, biological process: fatty acid beta-oxidation; medium-chain fatty acid catabolic process.